ACGGCAGAAACAUUUUAUCAGGGAACAAUGGGGUCUGUCAAAUCACUGUAGAUUUAACUGCAGUUACUCAACCAACUGUCCAAUAAAAUCAAACAGUCUAGUCGGUGCUGGUCACCCAAUCAUCGCUUCCAAGUUAAAUUGGACCAACUUUUUUCAGAAACAAUGCCCUCUUGCUCGUCUAAUCUCUGCUCCUGAGCAUUCAGAGUGCAUUUUGUGCCAUUGACCAAGCCCAAAUGCCAGGAUGGCCGGCAUGGAUAACACCAAUGUUCCUGUAUGCUAUUACAACCAGACAGCAAUGUUCUUCUACAAUUUGAGUGGGAGGGACCUAAUCGUAGAAGAGCAGCACUACAGAUCAGUGGGAUUUUUCAUCGGUGUGUUGCUCACUGGUGUCUCCAUCAUCUUCCUCAAUGGUUUGGUUCUCACGGCCAUCGUUAUAAACCGCCGGUUACAUUACCCUUUCUAUUAUUUGCUGGGGAACCUGGCUGUGACUGACCUGUGCGUUGGGAUCUCUUACCUUGUCAUAACGUGCCUGUCUGGCGUCUGGACCUCAACAGUAUCAACAAGCCAGUGGUUCUUCCGACAGGGUUUGAUUGACACCAGUUUAAUGGCGUCCCUGAUGAACCUGAUGGCCAUCGCGCUGGAGAGGCAGCAGACCAUCUUCACCAUGCAGCUUCACAGCAAAAUGACCAACCAACGCAUCAUCCUGCUUAUCGUUGCCGUCUGGAUCAUGGCCAUCCUGAUUGGCCUGUCGCCGGUUAUGGGAUGGAACUGUCUAUGUGAUCUGAGCUCCUGCUCCGAGACGCUGCCAUUAUUCAGUCGCAGCUAUGUCUUGACCAUCUCUAUACUGAGCCUGCUGAUCAUGUUCAUAGUAGUCAUUCUCUACACGUGCAUCUGUGUGUACGUGUGGAAGAAAAGCAGACGAAUGACGGAGCACACUUCACGGGACCAAAGUAAAGGAACCGUGGUCAGCCUGAUGAACACUGUGCUACUCAUACUAGGAUGUUUUGUUCUGUGCUGGACUCCAGCCUUGCUGUUGCUGUUGCUGGACGGCCUGCAUCAUGUUCCACAGAAAUUGCUGGUGGUUGAAUCAUUCAUUUUAACUCUGGUGGCUUGUAACUCAUUGGUAAACCCCAUCAUCUACACAUACCGGGACCAGGAUGUUCGUACUACUUUUAAAUGUAUUUUCUGCUGCUUUUGUGUGGCCUACCAGCAGAGGGUGAACUAAGCAAGACUGCUAGAUAAAAAAAAAAAAACAUCAUAAAAUUAGAGCUUCUUAUGAUAUUUGUCACGUUCUGUAGAAUCCGACUACUACAAUAGCCAUUGUUGUUCAAGCACUACACAUAGAUGUCAUACAACCACUGGGUCUGCUUACUGUCAUCAACAAAUCCUGAGUGCUAGUCACUGAAUGAACAGGCUAAUAAAUACAACCAUGCUGCUGGCUGGCAUCAGUGAUCUAGUGCUUACCUUAGUUGCACUGGUCAUGAAGUGAAACAUCCCAGCCAAGUGCAACGUACCCCAGUACAAACAUAUAUAACAAUAUAUAGCAGCAACAGCAACACCUCAGCAACCACCUGGGAUA
Messenger RNA from Pygocentrus nattereri (red-bellied piranha), 1579 nucleotides. RefSeq names its product lysophosphatidic acid receptor 1-A-like. NCBI's taxonomy places the organism in Eukaryota, Metazoa, Chordata, Actinopteri, Characiformes, Serrasalmidae. The coding region runs from base 242 to 1225 and encodes 327 amino acids. Gene Ontology annotation, biological process: G protein-coupled receptor signaling pathway. Gene Ontology annotation, molecular function: lysophosphatidic acid receptor activity. The transcript has 3 exons. Gene Ontology annotation, cellular component: membrane. The record is from RefSeq and is a predicted model, not a curated record.